Molecule: messenger RNA, 1239 nt
Organism: Aegilops tauschii subsp. strangulata
Lineage: Eukaryota; Viridiplantae; Streptophyta; Magnoliopsida; Poales; Poaceae
Product: septum site-determining protein minD homolog, chloroplastic
Biological process (GO): negative regulation of cell division
Cellular component (GO): cytoplasmic side of plasma membrane; cytosol
Molecular function (GO): ATP binding; ATP hydrolysis activity
Source: RefSeq, a predicted model, not a curated record
UUGGAGCGUAGUGUGGUUUCCUUCAGCCAUGGUCGCAGCCGCCACCUCGUGAGAUCCUCCCGAAACCCUAGCCGCCGCGCCCAAUGGCGUUCGCGCCGCGGCUCCUGCUGCCGCCACGGCCCCCCUUGCCCGCCCCACCGGCGCGGGCCUCCGCGCGCCACAGCGGCGGCGUGGGGCGCACGGCGCCGGAGCUUUCGGGCCCGACGCCGCGGGUGGUGGUGGUGACCUCGGGCAAGGGCGGCGUGGGGAAGACCACCACCACGGCCAACCUCGCGGCUUCGCUUGCCCGGCUCGGGCUCCCCGUGGUGGCCGUGGACGCCGACGCGGGCCUCCGGAACCUCGACCUGCUGCUGGGGCUGGAGAACCGGGUGAACCUGACCGCCGCCGACGUGCUCGCCGGGGACUGCCGCCUCGACCAGGCCCUCGUCCGCCACCGCUCCCUCCGGGGCCUCCACCUGCUCUGCCUCUCCAAGCCCCGCUCCAAGCUGCCCCUCGCCUUCGGCUCCAAGAUCCUCACCUGGGUCGCCGACGCCCUCCGCCGCGGCGCCGACCCGCCCGCCUUCAUCCUCAUCGACUGCCCCGCAGGUGUUGAUGCCGGGUUCGUCACAGCCAUCGCCCCUGCUGAAGAGGCGGUGCUUGUCACCACUCCCGACAUCACGGCACUCCGUGAUGCAGACCGCGUCGCGGGGCUGCUGGAGUGCGACGGAAUCAAGGACAUCAAGAUCAUCGUGAACAGAGUGCGGCCAGACCUGGUGAGGGGGGAGGACAUGAUGUCAGCGCUCGACGUGCAAGAAAUGCUGGGGUUGCCUUUGCUAGGUGUGGUGCCAGAAGAUUCAGAGGUGAUCCGCAGCACAAACAGGGGCGUGCCGUUGGUGUUGACGGACCCGCCCACGCCCGCGGGCCUCGCCCUGGAGCAGGCGACGUGGCGUCUGGUGGAGCGGGACGCGAUGACGGCCGUCAUGGUCGAGGAGCAGGAGCGGCCCAAGAAGAAGGGCGGCUUCUUCUCCUUCUUCGGCGGGUGAAGCCUGAGCUGAGUCGAGCCGCCGGUGACGUACGUGGUGUGUAUAGAGCUGCGAUUUGGAGCUGCUUAGUCGUUUUUCGGUUUGUUUUGCUCUUGUUUUCCCUAGCGUAGCACGAUUCAUUCGGUGUGCUUGAUUCCACAGACAGACGGUCUUUUCUUUGUUCUUCCAAAUUCACGCUGAACAUUAGCAGAGUAAAUGUAUGUAGUUUUGUGGUUGA